Molecule: messenger RNA, 450 nt
Organism: Gongylonema pulchrum
Lineage: Eukaryota; Metazoa; Nematoda; Chromadorea; Rhabditida; Gongylonematidae
Source: the annotation of a GenBank genome assembly
AUGGCAUUGCCACUGAAUUACCAUCCACGAAUUGACCCGACGCAGUGGCCAUCUCAUCUCAGGAAGCGUCGUGAUUCCGAUGAAUCACGGGAUUCUGGAGUGUCCUCGUUGAAUACACCUAUAGAACUGGAUGGUAUCCUUUGGUGUUUUACCUUCUUUCUCACUGUUUGGCAUUUCAAACUUCCGUUCUCACUGUUUAUCAGUCCGAAUGUCGAUUGCAUGAGGGCAUUUGAGACUGACGGAAGUACUGCUUUAACGCAGGAAUUUGAGGUGGCCAGCAACCCUCAGCAGAAAAAUACCGUAAUGGGACGUUGUCUUGAUGGCAGUCGUACCUGUGGAAUUCAGUUGCUCCGGUUUUGCGUUGCAACAUGGAACUUAUGGAAAUUUUGGACAAUCUAUAUUGUAUUUGUUACAUCCAUGUUUACCAUUAUUGCUGUAUCAUUGGCGUAG